This is a messenger RNA of Prunus persica (peach), 2325 nucleotides long. RefSeq names its product proteoglycan 4. NCBI's taxonomy places the organism in Eukaryota, Viridiplantae, Streptophyta, Magnoliopsida, Rosales, Rosaceae. Bases 659 to 2194 code for a protein of 511 amino acids. The transcript has 2 exons. The record is from RefSeq and is a predicted model, not a curated record.
GAGAAAGCUAGCUCAGAAUUGAUUGGAAGCUCUGCUUAUGAUGAAGCAAAGGGUACGGAGCUGCCUCAUGUAUAUGAAUUCACUGUAGCAGCAGAAGAUGUUGAUGUUACUUGUCCAGGUGAUUUGGAAAGCAAUGCCUAUAGUAAGAAUUCUUCAUCUCAAUUUUAUCUAAGGCACCGAUAGUUUUUUGUUUUUUUGUUUUUCAUUCCAACUUGAGUUGAAGAAGACGAACUCACUGCCCUUGUCACUGGUCUAACUCACAUUUGCUAAUUACGAUUCAAUUAAAAGAAAUAAAAACCGGGAAAAUAUUCCAAGAGCAGCAGCCCUUUUUAAGUGUCACGUGGACUGCGACUUUGCUCUUUAAAAGAGCAAGUAUAUAUACUUUGCAUUCCCUUUUGGGGAGAUCUGCCCAAAAGUGGAGUGAGAUUCCAGUCCUACUAGAGGAGGAAAAUCUGCCCAGGGAAAUUGCAAAUUUCCAAUAAAUCGUAACUAAUAUUUGUAAGAGAGGUAAGGUAAAGAAGCAGAAAAUUGGAGAAGGCAUAAACCAAAAUUAAACAAGUCCCAGAAAGUUUCCAAGGUAUCAGAUACAAUUUCAAUAUAUACCAGUCCCUGCCUUCAUCUUCUUCAACAAAGCCAAUCCUCUCCUUCCAAACCAUACAUGGCAGACAAAAGCAAAUCGUUUCGCUUUAGGUUCUCUUUGCGUAAGCGUGGUUCUCAGCGUGGUUCUCAAGUAGAACCAGAGCCACGUCCAGUGGCUAAAGCCCAAAUCCCCGCCCAGACAACCACCAAUGUCCCUGUAGAGCGACCGCCAUUUCGGCCUGCAGGAAUUGCCCCUGUGAAGUCCUCUCCUUCCCAAGCUCAGGCACCAUCAAGAACUGAGCAUCCUCCACAAUCACCAUCUCCAUCUCGUGCAAAUGAGUCCCGAAAACCAUCUGGUUCAACAACUGAAACUCAAUUUCAGGUUGAAUCUUCUCCACCAUCACCAUCUCGUGUAGCUUCUCAACCCAUCCAAGCAGCAUCACAAGUAUCAUCCCCUCAGACUCAACCACAGCCCACCGUUCCAGAGAGCUCUUGGCUUCCUUCCGUUUCUGCUCAACCCCCAUCACCUGCCUCUCAACCAGAACCAAAGGAAGCAAUACCUCAACCAAAUGCAGAAAUCGUUACGUCUGAAACUAUUUCCAAUGCUUCAAGAGAAAUCACCGUUCAAACUCAUCCAGCUUUGGCAGUAGCAGAAACAAUUGCUUCACCUGAGAAGGUUGAUCCUGAUACCAUUGGUAGAGAUCAAAAGCAGCUUCCAGAAUCAGAGACAGAGUCAAAAGAGGGGAAGAAAGUAGUGCAAGUGCUGACCAAAGAAGAAAAGACCAACGAUCCAGGUUAUGGAGAACCAAUGCAAGAAACAGUCAUUCAAUUUCAUGCUGCAGUAACAGGCUCAGGAGAGCACACUCAAGGGCCGGUUGGAGUUGCAUCGCAAGCAGAGGAACAGCACGAGAAGCAAGAAACUUCAGAUAGAACGGAGACUUUUACCACCACCAGCUCCAGUUCGAAACCGAUCAAAACUCCAAAAGACAGAAGCACCUCAAAGAUGUCUUUUCAAAAGAUAGUUUCGUCAACUGCAGAACAAGCUCCCCCACAUAAAGAAAUCAGAGAAGAUGCUCGCAAACUUCAUAAGCAGGGCACUGGGAACCAAAUGCUUGAAAAUCUAGUUAGCGUCAUCACCCUAACUGGUGAAAACAAAGGAGCAUCAAUGCACUCAAGCUCAGAACCAGUAAAAGAAGAAGAAUCCGUUCACAUACACCGCAGAUAUAAGAGCAAUCCAGAUGACAGCCUUGAAUCCACUACUGAUGAGGUAAACAACAAGGAUAGAAGUUUCGAGGACGGGAAGAUUCAUGAUGAUCAACAAACGGGUGCAUUUAUCAACAGCAAUGUACAGAGCAUCAAUAACGCUAUUGUGUUCAAUAGUUUUGUCACAGAAGGGAACUCCGGUGUUGAGGUGGUUUUUCCUCAAAACCCUGCAGAAUCCAUCAAGUCAAAUGGUAAAUCAGAGCCCCUUGAAACACACAACGCUAAAUUCACCGUCAGACGGCGAUGCCUUAGAGGGCUCUUCUUGGAACCAAGUGACUCAGACCCAGAUAACCCUGAAAAGCCUCGACGUCAUGGCUGCCGCUAUAGUUGUGGGGGAAAGAGAACAGACUGAGAUCGGGAUUCUCUAACCAUCUAAUAUCACCUUUAUAAGAUCUAUAUUUUAAGAUGAGAGUGAUGUUUACGUACUUGGAGAAAGUUGCAAAAAAGUGCUUUUGUGCAUAUAAAUAAAUUGGCAACUUACAU